AGCCGAUCGACAUUCCAUAGCUCGACACAGAUUUUGAUUUGCCGGAAGUUGGUUGGCGAGGGCUUGAUAAUACAGCUCAAGAUAAAUCACAAUACUUCCGUACUUUUGCAGAACAGAGAAAGAUGCGGUUUCUUUGUCUACACGGCUCUGGUACAAGCGGGGAAAUUUUUGAAAUCCAAUCCGGCGGUCUCGCUCAGCACUUAGCAGGUAAAGGUCAUAGCUUUACAUAUAUCAAUGGCCGGCUAGACUCUGAACCUGAGCCAGAACUGAAGGGUGUGAUGGAUCCCCCAUUCUACAACCACUAUCCUCGCAAUACCGCCCCCGGUGAAGACCUCGCUCAUGCUAUAGAGCACACCAUGCGCAUAAUUGAGAAACAAGGUCCAUUCGACGCUGUAAUGGGGUUUUCGCAAGGAGCAGCUCUUGCAUUUUCCCUUCUUGUCAAUCAUGCCAAAACGCAUGGCGUGCCACUCUUCAAAGCCGCUGUCUUUAUCUGCGGCGCGCCACCGUACGAGCCCUCUGGAAGGGAGCAGAUUAAGUCGACGCCUGGGGAGUACCUGGUCAAAAUCCCUACUGCGCAUAUUGUAGGUAAGCAGGAUCGACUCUACGAUGCUGGUGUACAUCUAUAUGGUCUGUGUGAGCCCUCAAAGGCGGAGUUCUAUGACCACGGCUCGAGGCAUAUGAUUCCCUUCGAUGCAAAGAACACAGAGGCCAUGGUUGCUUCUAUUGAAAAGACUAUUGAGCGGGCAACGAAAGAGUAGGGUUUACUCAAGUUGUGAUAUUUAUUGGGGGUAUAUAAACGAUACAUACGAGGAAUGACGUGCAAAGUUGAUUCAGAA
This is a messenger RNA of Aspergillus alliaceus, 836 nucleotides long. Its product is annotated as serine hydrolase FSH. The transcript is spliced from 4 exons. NCBI's taxonomy places the organism in Eukaryota, Fungi, Ascomycota, Eurotiomycetes, Eurotiales, Aspergillaceae. The coding region runs from base 123 to 758 and encodes 211 amino acids. The record is from RefSeq and is a predicted model, not a curated record. Gene Ontology annotation, cellular component: cytoplasm; nucleus.